UAGCGUCAACAUCUCUAGACCAGCGCGCGCCAGUUUGAGAAAAUUUCCCAGAUUUUUCACAGAAGAAAUUUCCCAGAUUUUCCCAUAAGGUUAACAUGGGUAAACGUCUACUCAUUCCUGAGGAAAUAGUUGUAGAAGGAGGAGAGCUCUACGCCGCAGAGGAUAUAGCUGUGGGAUCCCAGUUUCUACCCUGGGAAGGAGUUGUGAGAAACUCUCAGGAACCACCAAGAGACUUCAUCCUUCAAGGAGAUCCCAGACUUCACAGUGGGUUGGUAGACCAGGAGAAUAUCUGCAACUGGGUUAGAUUCCUUCCCCACACCCCCACCAGCUAUCAGACCAACAUGAUGGUAGGAACAGGACCUACUGGAGAGCCAAUCUUCUCCGUCAUCAAACCUAUCAUCAAAGGAGAUAAACUGUUAGCUGUAUACCAGGAGCUACAUCAUAUAUUCCUGAACCCAACCCUGCUCCUUCUCCGCUCUGCCCUAUACAACAAGUAUGUGGAGAGGGCUGUUGAUGAACUACCCAUGGACCUAACCAGGAAACCCGUGAACAAGCUUAACCUAUCUCUAGGCAGUGAGUCUCCGAGAAGUGACGGAUUUGACAAAAUCUCCGACGACGACCGAUCCUCUCCCGAAUCCUUCCGAUUUAGUGACGAGGAACAACACAUUUUCGGACUUAAACAUUUUGACAGAUCCAUGUCUGUUCUCUCUAAACCCAAAUCUAAGCGAAUGUUACCCUGUGAUACAUGCGGAAAAGUAUUUGAUCGUCCCAGUCUUCUGGAGAGACAUGUGAGAAUACACACUGGGGAGAGACCGUAUGUUUGUGACUUCUGCAACAAAGGAUUCUCAACAAGCAGUAGUUUGAACACGCACAGAAGGAUCCAUACCGGGGAGAAACCUCAUAUUUGUAAAACUUGCGGAAAAUGUUUCACAGCUUCUUCAAACCUUUACUAUCACAGGAUGACACAUUUAAAGGAAAAACCCCACCAGUGUAAGUGUUGCCCUAAAUCGUUUUCAACGCCUGGAGAUUUGAGAAAUCACAUGAAAAUCCAUUCCCCAGAGUUUUCUUUCUAAAAGUGCACCGACUAGCCUCAAGUUUAAACGUAUCACGUGAUGAGCCCUGAAAGCUGAACAAAAUGGUGCAAACACAAAAUUUACCGAUCCGAGUAUUUAUUUUUUAUUGUUGUGUUUUGUCUUCAAGCAUUCCUUAUCUUGACAAUGAUUGAAGAAAAAUCAAAAAUGUGAUUUUUAUUGUUUGUGAUCUCUUCCUUUAAGUUUAACAUGUUACUAAUUGUUUAUAUCCAAAUAUAGAGUAUAUAGAAGGAGUA
Molecule: messenger RNA, 1327 nt
Organism: Eurytemora carolleeae
Lineage: Eukaryota; Metazoa; Arthropoda; Copepoda; Calanoida; Temoridae
Product: zinc finger protein 177
Exons: 2
Coding region: 96-1073 (325 amino acids)
Biological process (GO): regulation of transcription by RNA polymerase II
Molecular function (GO): DNA-binding transcription factor activity, RNA polymerase II-specific; RNA polymerase II cis-regulatory region sequence-specific DNA binding
Source: RefSeq, a predicted model, not a curated record